UCUCACCUUUCUCAUAAGCGCGCGCACAGCACAGCGUAGAUCUUCCGGCCGAAUCGUGAAGGAAGAUCGACUUCGGUGGCUGCUUGGCGGCAAUAAUUUUCCGCGGAAAGGAUUUCACUUACAGGACGAGGAUGAGGCUCAUCGCGGUGAUCCUCGUCGUCGCUUUCUCGGGUGCAGCGAUGGGCCAGGAUUUCGGCGGCCACGCGCUUUUCGUGAGAACCCCGGACGCAGAUGCCGCUCACUCGAGAGUCCUGCGGGCUGCUGCCCCAACAUCGCCGGCAGACGUGAUGGCGCAAAAUAUCCUAGAGUGGAUUCAGGGGAUCUACCAACAGGGCGCACGUAAAACUCGCCAGCAAUCGGACUCAAAUGCGUAUUUGCCGCCGUUCAGCACCCAACGACCACCCGAGAAACCUCGGCCCUUUCAACCACCGGGCGUGACGAGUUUUCCAGCCCAAAGGCCAUCGUCACUCUAUACCCCGCCGAACACUGGCGGUUUUCCGGGAUCCGUACAGCCCUUAUACUCCACCCCGAGACCGAGUUUCCCCAGCAGCCAACCGCCUUCGUCAACGUAUGUGCCGCAAAGUUUCAGCGGGUCCACGUCUUACAACCCUCGACCGAGUCAACCCUCGUACUCUAACGCGGGCUCGUCAGCCUUUCCGCCGCUAAGCUCCCCGGAAGCGUCGAGUACUUACCUUCCGCCGCAAUCGCCGUCCAUCCCGACGACCAGUCCGAGACCACCUCUGCCAGAGUCCACGAUUGGCGGCAAUGGGUUUUCAGGCGGCGGCUACGAACCUUCCAUCGGUAGCACUGCGGGAGGAUACUCGCCCGGAGGUAGUGCUGGAACAUUACAACCACCAGUUACAGGGGGAUAUUCGACUCCAGGUGGCUUCUCCACGUACGGCUAUCCAUCGGAACGGCCUACACCGAGUUUCCCCACCCCGGGCGGUGAGGGUGGAGGAUAUCCCAGUUCAAGUUAUCCAGGCGGAUCUACUUCGGCUGGAUAUCCAUCCUCUACCCCCGGAGGGGGUAGACCAUUCCCUCCCUUCACUACGCCAGGUGAAACUGGCGUUCCAUCCGGAACUACUCCAGCCGACGAAGAUCUCAAACAUCCCCCGCAUAUUCACAAUCUCGACGUCGAAUGCAGUAAAACCAUGAUGACGAUCAAUAUUGAAUUCAACCGCGCUUUCGACGGCCUUAUUUAUUCUAAGGGAUUCUACAUGAACCCAGAAUGUAGGUAUGUAGAACAGAAUUCGGGCCAAACGCAAUAUUCCUUUACUGUGAAUUUAGAGUCGUGCGGAACUCAAUUUAUCAAUGACUUCGAGGGUGAAGCCGGUCAAGCUUACUUGGAAAACGUUCUUGUAUUACAGAAUGAACCAGGUAUACAGGAAGUUUGGGACACAGUACGAAGAGUACGAUGUCUCUGGGAAGGAAAUAUUAACAAGGCCCUAACAGUAAACUUCUCAGUGGACAUGUUGAAUCAGGAAAUCGUUACCUUCAGUGGCGAUACGGCUACAGCCAAGCUGGAUAUUCAAAUCGGUAAAGGACCUUUCGCACCUGCAGCCGAUGGACUAGUAAAGAUCGGAGAGGCAAUGACCUUAGUUGUCACCGUAGAGGGCGAUCCUGGCUUCGAUCUUCAGGUACGCGAUUGUGUGGCGCGAGACGAAGCCUCGACCAACAUGCUGCAGCUCACCGACGAAAGAGGCUGCAUCUUGAAACCGAAAUUAUUCGGUGCUUUCCAGAAGACAAACGACACCGGAAAUACGGGCGCUUCUAUCAUUGCUUACGCAUUCUUCCAAGCUUUUAAAUUCCCUGACGUCAUGGAUUUAAUCAUCGAGUGCAAUGUCGAACUAUGCAAAACGGAUUGUGAAGCGUGUCCAGAAGCAGAUCAACAAAUCGAGCCAGGUAGACGUCGCCGAUCGGUAAUGUACACACCUACAAAUACUUCGACGAAUCCAGUUUUGUUAUCGGAUCCGAUUCGUGUCGGACGUCGUUUCAAAGUGAUCAUGCUAGACGACUUAAGCACAGCGUCCAGCCAGAUCUUGGAGAGCAUGGAGGAAACGGCCGUCGAGACAAUGACAAAGACGAAAGAUGUUUGCAUGAGCAACAGUGGCUUUUACACGACUUUCUCCGUUAUGUUAAGCACACUCUUCAUCACGACCAUAAGCGCGGCUGUAUUUUACAUCAAAUUGCAACGGAUUCGUAGAACAAAAUUCGUGGAUUCGUAGGAUAUUAUUUACAACACCUCGAUAAGUAACGAUAUUAGCAAGGGAGUUGCAUAGCAAGUGACGAACGCGUGCCAGUAAUCGAAUAAUGCUUGAGCAAUAAGUGAACAUUAUCCUUCAUCGCUUCGUAAUCAUUUUUCCUGCGAAGGAAUUAACAGAGAAAUGCCGAAGAAAAAAGUAUACAUCGAUAUAUCUGUAACAAUUGUUACUACAAUUAUGUCUGAGACGACAAAUUUUAAAAAUUAAUUUUGAUACAUGCAUUAAUUUUUUUAUCAAAACAUGAUAAAUUCAUUUUACUCGGCAGAGGUGUGCAGCCAUAUUUUACAUAUCAAUUUACCAAUGUAAUCUAACAAACUACUCGUACAAUCCUCGGAUGACGGUAGUGCUCAUUUCACGUAAUAUUGAAUACCGAUACGAUGUGGUAUUUAUUGCAUUCGAUAUCAGCAAUGUAGAUCUU
This is a messenger RNA of Camponotus floridanus (Florida carpenter ant), 2679 nucleotides long. RefSeq lists its product as uncharacterized. Bases 132 to 2225 code for a protein of 697 amino acids. The record is from RefSeq and is a predicted model, not a curated record. The transcript is spliced from 9 exons. Lineage: Eukaryota; Metazoa; Arthropoda; Insecta; Hymenoptera; Formicidae.